AUGGCACGUCGGGCGAGGGUUGAUGUUGAUAAUACCUUCCUCAAGGCGCCCGUUACCAAGACCAACCCCACUUCUGCUCACAAUUUUGACCGCGCUGCCCGAACCACCGGUACUUGUCUCAUUACGAACAUGGUCCUGACACCAGAGGAGCGAGAGGCGUGGUUAGCGAGGCCAGCGAUGGAUCCGCCUCCCGGCAUGAUUUCGAAUUUCGAGAAUCCCUCAAGCUUUAGGUCGAAGAGCUUAGGGAUGAUUACAUCCCUGCUCAUCAUUGUCACUGUCGUGUUCGCGGUAUGGGUGUACACGAAGACCAAAGUGCAGAAGAAGCUGCAUCCAGAAGAUUAUGUCAUUGCUCUAGCAUAUGUGGAGUUUCUUGUUCUCACUGGUGACGGGUACAUGAUGUCCGAAUCAGGUCUUGGGGUGCACAUGUGGGACAUGACAGUCCGCACCCAGACCAAAUUCUUCAAGCAGUACUAUGAUGGUAUCGUCAUCUACCUUGUUAGUAUGGCGACCCUAAAAGUGGGGAUCAUACUCCAGGUCCUGCGAGCAUUCAUGCCCGCAAAUACUCGAGACUGGACAUUUUGGGUCGGGCAUGUCGUGCUUUGGAUUAACGUCACAUACUACUUUGCCAUGGUUGUGGUUGAGUUGAAGACCUGUACCCCGCGAGCAAAGGAGUGGGACCCGACAAUCCAAGGAGGCUCAUGCAUUGGUGCAUCCGAAGUUCGAUUUGUUCUUGCGAUGUUGAAUGUCGCUACCGAUCUUGUCAUUAUCGCUCUUCCCCAGCGGGUCAUCUGGAGUUUGCAUUUGCCUAUCAAGCGGAAGUUGGCACUUUCGGCACUUUUUCUGGUCGGAAUCUUGUAA
Messenger RNA from Didymosphaeria variabile, 858 nucleotides. RefSeq lists its product as uncharacterized. The transcript is spliced from 4 exons. Bases 1 to 858 code for a protein of 285 amino acids. NCBI's taxonomy places the organism in Eukaryota, Fungi, Ascomycota, Dothideomycetes, Pleosporales, Didymosphaeriaceae. The record is from RefSeq and is a predicted model, not a curated record.